CGUGGUGCAGUACAGACGGCGGUAAUGAAUGCUCGCCGUGCCAACCGACGUCAGGCGCAAAACGAAGAGAGGGUCGGAGACAGCAGUCAUCUCGCUCAGGAGACUUUGGAGAUCCCAGGAAUGUGGUAAAACAGGUCUCCGAUGGUGAAUAUGGACAAUCCGAUUAUGACCAUGAUGCAGCCCCCGCCGAUGAUGCAGCCCAGACAAUCUGGUGGUGUCAUGAAUCCCACCAAGCAUCAGAACCGACAAGCCAUACAGAGCAUUCAUAAGCGUCCGAACAUAAAACAGCAUAUGAUGCCUGCAGGUGCCGCGUCGCCCGCUGUAGACGGCCAAGGCGGCCAGCCAAACAUUCGGAUGAUGUACGGCAAGCCAAUGGACACGAUGCCUCCUCCGCCUGCUUCGCCCGCGGCGGACGCAAAGACCCUGCCCGGUGGUCCGAAGCAGGAAGACAGCGCACCGCAGAACGAUCGCGUCGACUCGUCGUUGCAGAACGCCGCUGUGGGCGCACAUUCGCCUAGUACGCCGAGCGUAUCAGGGACUGGGCAGAUCAGUGCGUCAUCGCCCUCGCAGAUUUUGAACUCGUCGACGCCGCAGAUGUAGAAC
Molecule: messenger RNA, 603 nt
Organism: Dichomitus squalens LYAD-421 SS1
Lineage: Eukaryota; Fungi; Basidiomycota; Agaricomycetes; Polyporales; Polyporaceae
Exons: 3
Coding region: 142-600 (152 amino acids)
Source: RefSeq, a predicted model, not a curated record